Molecule: messenger RNA, 1358 nt
Organism: Cannabis sativa
Lineage: Eukaryota; Viridiplantae; Streptophyta; Magnoliopsida; Rosales; Cannabaceae
Product: elicitor-responsive protein 3
Exons: 4
Coding region: 466-1029 (187 amino acids)
Source: RefSeq, a predicted model, not a curated record
GCUUAAAAAGUUGUCUUAAAAAUUUGUAGAGGGGAUUCUAAUAAUUAAUCUCAUUCUGAAAUUUCAGAAAACAAGGAAGAACAUUUUUUAAAUCAAAAAGGCAAAAAAAUAAAACAACAACAAUUAUUUUUUAGAAAAAGAACAAUUAAUCAUCCUUUGACAAUACUAAAUGAAACAAGGUAACAAAACGUAUGUCACGACUGUGUGUGGAGUUAUAGUUUGAAGCUAUUGAUUACAGGGUUUCUAUAACAACAAUUAAGUUAUCUUUCGACUAUAACUUAAAACGCUUAUAUAUUGAGUUAAUUGCACAAAUAAUAAUUGUUCAAUUGAGUUAUUUCGCCAUGCCUAAAUAUAUAUUCCCAUUUAAAGAAACACCAAUAUACUUUCAUGAAACCUCACAUUCACUACUUUCAAAAAAAAAAAAAAAAAAAAAAACCCUCACAUUCACAUGCAUAAUCCAAACAAAUGGAAGGGGGAAUUCUUGAAGUACUUCUUGUCAAUGCUGAAGGUAUUAGACACACAAAUCUUGUUGGGAGACCAGACUAUUAUGUCUUUAUAGAGUGUGGAGAGCACUUGUAUAGAAGCAAAAUAUCAUCAGGUGAAAAUGAAAAGGCUUGGUGGAAUGAAAAGUUCACAUUUGAAUUUCCAAUGUAUGAUUGGAAAAACUUAACCCAUCUCAAGUUUACAAUUAUGAACAGACAACUCUUCUCUGAUGGUCAAUUUGUUGGUGAAACUAUAAUUCAUUUAGGUGGAAUAAUCACAGAGGGGUGUGACAGAGGAUUUCUAGAAGUGAAACCAGCCCCAUAUAAUGUAGUACUUGAAGAUGACACUUAUAGAGGACAGCUAAAGAUUGGACUCAAAUUUAUUUCAAACGUAAGUAAGAAUUAUUUAAUUACAAUAAACGUAAUAAUAAUAAAUAUGAUAUAUAUUGGUAUUGCCCAUUAUUAUUUUUAUUAUUUAUUUCAAUUUGUUAUUCUUGCAGAAAGAUGUGACAGAAAGAACACCAGAGCAAAUUACAGAGGAACAUAAGAAACCUAAGCCUACUGAGUGUGGUAGAAUUGUUCAUUUAUGGAGAACUUUAUGGUGGUGGUCUUCCUUUUUCUAUUCAAGGGAUUCAAAAACACAGCCAUAGCCACAUUUGUGAAAAUAAAACAUCAUUUGCUCUGCUUCAAUUUGGUGAUGUAAUUAAGAAUAAAUCACAAGGGUUUAUUUUCUCAAAUUUUACUUUUUUUUCACCCUUAGACCUCAGGAAUAACUUGGAAAUUGUUUUGAGGUAUACUUGGGUUGACAUCUUAAAGUUUCAUACACAAACACUUGUUUUGAAAUGUUUUGAUGGCAAUUAAAUGACAUUUAUGUUA